Molecule: messenger RNA, 1970 nt
Organism: Hordeum vulgare subsp. vulgare (domesticated barley)
Lineage: Eukaryota; Viridiplantae; Streptophyta; Magnoliopsida; Poales; Poaceae
Product: SH3 domain-containing protein C23A1.17-like
Exons: 3
Coding region: 1-1131 (376 amino acids)
Source: RefSeq, a predicted model, not a curated record
AUGCAGGUUCAUGGUGGAGACUGGCGCUCGGAGGUGGGAUCAAUUCUAGGAGAAGGUGGAUAUCAUGGUGUAGGAGGAGAAGAAGGCCACGUAGAUGGUGGCGAGAGAGGAGAAGGAGCUGAAGGCUGUGGAGGAGGAACAACAGCCCGCUCGUGGCCCGUUCAAUUUUGGCCCGCUCGGUCCUGGACCGACAAGAAAACAGUCCGGUCCGGGCCCAGAUAUUCAGACCGAAAAAAAAUCGGUCCGGUCCGGUCUUUAACCGGGCCGAACGAAAGGACCGAGCCCAAUAACCAGAAGAACAAAAGCAGAGGAACGGCGGCUCGGCCCUCGCUCGUCUUCUCCUCUUCCUCGUUACACAGAGGAACGGCGGCUCCUCCUCCUCUCCCUAACCCUAACCCUAAGGCGACGGCGCCGUCGGCCGCGCCUCCGAUCACCGACGAGACCACGCCGUCGAUCCCUCCACUCUUAGUCCAAGCUGGAGGAUCAUCCUCACGUCGGGGUCGCAACAAGACCACGCCGUCGAUCCCGCCGGCGACCUGGAGGAUCAUCUUCUUCCCAGACCUAGCGACGGCGCCGUCGCACGUCGCCCCAUCCGGCCGUCCAUCUCCAAUCUCCGUCGCCACCUGGACCUCUCCUACCACGCCGUCGGUCCCGCCUUCUCCUGUUGUCGUCAUCUCGUCAACCACCACCUCCUCGUUUGCACCUGCACGCGAAGGAAUGAGGAGUGGAGGAGCCGCGAAGCCGAGGAGGGAGCACCGCGGCUGCACCUGCACGCCGACGUCGAGACGUCGACCAUCGUCGACCACCUCCUCCCGUUGGCUGUCCGCCGUUGACCACAAAGCUGGAGGACACGGGGGAGUAGCACCUGCACCUCACGUCGACGCCGUCAGUUGUUCAUUCUGCACUUCGUAUGAUCUUUCUUCAGUUGGCAUCUUUCUUCAGUUGGAACGAACUGCAGCCGGUCCAUUCGGUCCCGUCGGUCCUCACCGAGCUAAGCUGCAGCCGGUCCGGUUCAGAGAAACAGGACCGCAAGUAACAUCGGUCCGGUCCGGGCCGGGCCAGCUGCGGCCGGUCCAAAGCGAGGCUCGGUCAGGGACCGGACCGGCCCGGACCGUGUCCACCCUGACCUAGUACUGAGAAAUACCAUGUUUGGCCAUUUUAACUUAGAAUGGAGUUGGGAUACUUCUACUAUAUCUGUAUUACUAUGGUCAUCCCAUCAUUGUGUAUAUGCUGUGUUGCAGAACGCACAUAGGGAACUCAAAAAGGGUAAAGUAAAAAAAUGUGAAAAAACAAGCCUCGUAGUGAAGAAUCUUGCCCCCAAAAGAAGCCCAAAGCAUUCAAGCCCAAGUAACUGUGAUCUUAAUGCACAAUGUCACCGGCUUGCUGAUUGGGAAUGUAAUGUUUUGUUAGUUUUUUAGUUAGUCGAGCCACUGCCAUCGGGGCCGAUCAUACUCUGAACAGAUUGAAAUUUAAACCUUUCGAUUAUCUAAUCUUACCAAAGAACAGAAAUGUGUCUUUUCUUAAACUUGAAUCGUCCUGGUAAAAGUAUGUAUUUUCACUUUCACCUGCAGUUGUCUCUAUGUGGAAGGCGAAGUUUCUCUAGGUGCAGACCUAAACAAUAGUGAGACAUUGUAGGCGCAGACGUGAAUAAUAGUGAGACAUGGUAGCAACUAGCAGACGUGAAUAAUAGUGAGACAUGGUAGCAACUAGCGAAAAGUGCAAGAUGCAUGAUCAACUUUUCUUUUUCCAAUUCAUUGUACAUUUGUUGCUCUUUGACACCUCCUUGAAAGCACUGCAUACAGCUGCAGUUUGGUUCUCAUAUUUUCACACUGUGCUUAAGGCGAACAAUGGAUGGCUAAGCACCUAUUUAUUUCUAGUUUUGAUCUGUUGAUACACACCGCUGGGCGUGAUCAUAUUUUACAUUGAUGUAAAGAAGCAAUGCAAUCUAUAUCGCAUGCAAGUUUGGAAAA